GUUCCUCCGGCUAAAGUGUCCCGACCUCAGGGUGUUUUAAAACCUAAUUUGGUCUGUAAAUGUGAGCGAAAAGGGCGCGGAGGUUCUGUGUUUCUUCUUCUUCUUUUUUUUGCACACGGCAUUUGGGAUUUUUAGGGGGCUGAUUUUAGUCGGUGUGACUUUCGAGACAUUUCCGCCGAGAAAGUUUUUCGUGUCGCGAAAAGGAACCGUGAAAAGUUUGAAACGUGGCUGAAACGCUCCUCCGCAUGCACCACCGCGGCGGGCGAAAAGGAGCCUCCACCCCCCCCCCCCGUGCGCGUGUGUUCCCGGGGGCUCGGAGGAGAAAUUCGUGUCCCGUCUGGUGCGUUUCUCUUUGGAUAAAAGGUUUAUUGCGAUCUCUGAACCGUUCUUCUGAUCCCGCCCGCAUAUCACGAGUCCUCGCUGUGAUGUUUGCUUGCAGCCUUUGAAGGUGAACUGGACUUUCGCCUCGCUGUUGUUUUUAUACUUAAAUACAAAUUAGUCCCGUAGUUUGAUAAUUGUUUAUUACUCGGCAAAAUGAACAAAAAGACACACGAGACCCCUAAUGUCACUAUCGCUGCCUUCGGGUAAAGUCGCAAAUGCUUGUUGUUCUCCUUAAAGUAACUUUUUUCCCCCCUAUUUUUCUAUUUUUUAAUGCAUCGCAUACGCAUGUCCGCUGAGAUUGUGCUUUAUCGCCAGUUUGGCAAAAUUAUUAAAAAUCAUUUUUUACCUAAGAAUCAAGACGCGAGUCCUACCCGAUUGAUGCGAAAAACCGUGCAUUCAUUACGUGAAUCGCAUUAUUAUAUCGUAAUAGCAGCUCGAGCUGAGGUGCAGAAGCUUGACCGCCGAUGAGGUUUUGAUAUGAACUGUGUGUUUACGGUUGGGUUUCUGAAUUCUCCUCCUGGAGCAGCAGCCGUGUCCAAAAGGCGCAGCAGCCCGGACUACAAUCGCAUACGUGGGCAACAAAACCCCGCCGAUCAACGAGGCAGACUUUCGCAACCCGUAUUUAUUUUUAACCCGUUUGAAAUAUAUAUUUGAUGCGCCUCCAGUAUUUAUGGUGUAUUGACUUACAGGGCGAGUCUGCUCUCAGCUAUCGUUGGUUCACGGCUUUGGAAACGGCUGCAUAAUCGUAUAAAUAACAUAAUUACAAAUAAAGUAAUAUUUAAGUAUAGGAUAGUUUUUUUUUUUUCGCGGGGUCUAUGUGUGGUUUCCACGGCCGGGGCAGAGCAGCUGGCCGCCGCCUCUCCUGCUGGUUGUUUUCCCGGGGAGCGGAGCCGCGGAGCGGGGCUGUCUGUGCGGUGGAGGCGGGGUGGAGGAGAGCUGCUGCUGCUGCUUUGCUCGCUUGGCAUUACGCGAGAUCGUCGUAUUGCUGAUGGAAGUUGGAGUUGGGAACGAGACGCGUCGCUGUGUGCCGUCGAGCGGCGCGUUCAACGUUUAGUUUCUCAAGCGCUUUUCCGAACUGCGUCAUUGCGCGCAGUGACCGCCCGCUGCAAUGAGGAGAAAUCCCUAAAAAUAACAGUUUGCUCAGUGUGCGUUAGAUUGUGUGUCAAGCGAAUGUUUUCUUGUUGUAUUUUCGUAGGUCCGCAUGAUGGCUGAAAAUAAGCCCGAAUCGCCUGGAAAACUAAAGACAGUAUCAUAGCCCAAAAAAUCGGCUUUUACAGAAUAGGGGGCCUAUCCGAACGGACUAUUUCUUUUCACAACUUUCCCCACUGUGGAUAAUGGAUGGCAGAGAUUUUGGACCUCCCCGAUCCGUCCACGUACCACCGCCGUUGCUGGCGGGGCUCGCGAUGGAGUCUCCCCGACUCGGAGCAGCAGCUUCGGCCGGGAGGAUGCCUCCCUCGCCCGGUCACAGCCACGCGCCGCCUCUUCACUCCGGAAAAUUCCUGCCAUCGGCCAUUAACCUACAUCCACAUCACAUGAACAGCGUGAAUGGAGAGCUGGAGGAGCUGGCGUGCAACCAGAGAAGCCAAGGCGAUCCUUACCCGGCAGGCUCCAGUCCCUUUCUGUCAGGUUACCCCGGCCACUCCCCCUUGACCUCUGACCCCACAUACAGAUCGGCCAACCCCGGAGGUCUUCAGAUGGCCCAGCUGUGGGCAUCACACGCUCAUGACGCAUACCCUGCUCUGCCAAGCAGCCUGUACCCUUACCUGUCCCUGGGGCACCUGGAGCCUCCCCCGCUCUCCCAGCACCCUCUCUACGACUCCCAUAAAGAGGGCUUUUACCUGCCAGCCUCCCUGAGCCAGCUGCCUCCCCACAUGCCAUCGGCUCCUCCGACCGCCCCGUCCAGCUCCACACCGCCCCAGAGGACGCCCCGGGACGGGGGAAGGGACCGCCCUUAUCGGGUGGAAAGGGACAGAGAGCGUUCGAGAGAGGAGCCACGGCCGCACAGCGUGGUGGACCUGACGCAGGACGGGAGGAGCGAGGAGGACCGGCGAGCGAGGAGCGGCGAGCGGGAGCGAGAGAGGGACCGGGACACGGAUAGAGACAGUUGGCCCUUCCAUCGUCUCCCCCACGAGCAGAAGCCUCACCCACAGCCUUCCUCAGUGCAGCCCAGAUCCCUGCCCUCACCUCCACGGCACUCCUUCCCUUCGGGCGGGGGGGGGAGGUUUCAUGGACCAGAAACGGACAGAGGGGGUCGGGAGGAAGAGGGCGGCUCUCGACCCCACAACAACUACAACUCUAAAGCAAACUCAAACCACUCAAACUCUCACCCGGACAGACAGCAGAGGAAUGACGCCAUGGCCUCGUCGGCCGGGACGCUCCACGUCUCCUACGCCCUUCCUCCAGCGAUUCAGCCUUCCGCUGCCGGCCCGCCUCACCCGUCCACCCCCAGAGAGUCGAUGAGAGAGCAGCGAGUAAGCGCACCGACGUAUGUGCCUUCCGUGGAGGUUUACGACGAGCGGGUUGGGCCCAUCCAGAUCGCCUCGCAGGCCCGUGACAACAAACACAAGGACAGGGAACGAGAGAGGGACAGGGAACGAGAGAGGGACAGGGAACGAGAGAGGGACAGGGAACGAGAGAGGGACAGGGAACGGGAGAGCGACAGGGAACGGGAGAGCUACAGGGAGAGGGAGAGCUACAGGUUCCCUGAGAGGAGCCCGAUGGAGCAUCCCCGUCUCUCCCAGCCCAGCGAUUCAAGCAAUCAACGAGAGGAAGGUUCUGUGAUUUGUUCCAAUGGAUCCAUUGGUAAACGAGGCCAGGACGCGUCUUAUCCCUCCAACCAAUCACGGUUCAGUCCGGAAACCAGGGACAUCUCUAAACACUCAAUCCGAUUGGGCAUAGAGCGGGCAGGGGCGGAACCUAAGUGGAACGCCAUCAGCCCAUUAGCCAACUACGCCACCAGUCACAUGGCGGCCCUGGCAGCCCAACACGCGCACACACUCUCCUCCCCACACAGCCAGCCGAAACGCACACAAAUGUCCCACUCCCCCCACGCUACCCACCGGCCCGGCAACAACACACACUCUGCCCACUGCCAUUCCCCGCAGGCACAUCCCUCCCAGCACGGAAUUGGGCGUGCAGGCGAGGAGGGCAGUCAGAGACGCUACCUCGACCCAUCAACGAUCUACCGACCCGGAGGGUCAAUGGUGGGAGAGCGAGGCGCGGGAGCCGGGUCAGAUCCCACCGAGGUAUCAGCCAUGCAGAGUCUGAUUAAGUACAGCGGAAACUUUGCUGCUGAAGGUCCUGGGUCCGCCAGGCACGCCGUGGACGGUCGAGGGCCCUUCGGGGGUCUGGCCAACGUCGGGAUGGAUGCCGAAAAGGAGAGGGAUAAGGAAAUGGAGAGGGAAAAACAGAGGGAGCGAGAGAGGGGGGAGAGGGAGCGAGAGAGGGACAGGAUAUCGGGUGGUGCGGCGUUGCGGGAGCGGCCGGACAGCGCCCGCUCGUUCGGCCGGGAGGGGGAGGGGGAGGUGCGCCACCCUCCGGUGGGUAUUGCUGUAGCCGUGGCCCGGCAGAGAGACAGUGGGAGCACCAGCAAACCGAGCGGGGGCCCCUCGGACACACAGAGAAACCUGCUGCAAUCGUCCAUUAAAGAUGAGGAGCGAGGGGAGGACCGGGGUCGUCUCCACGACGACAGACUGCUUGCCAGCCGGCUGGAGCGCGAGCAAGAGAAAGUGCUCCGAGAGUCCAAGGAGCUGUCUGAGUUCACUCAGAUGCACCCUGCCCCGAUGUCUAGCAGUAUGAUGACACCCAGCCUCAUGACCCCCAACCUCAUGGUCACCGGAGGGGCGGCCCUUGCAGGGGCGGGACGAUGGCCUCCUGACCCCUCAACUCUGACCUCUCACCCCUGGAUGCCCCGACCUGGUGCCCCACCAGUCUGGCUGUCCAGCUCCCCAUACAGCCUGGGUCCUUCCUCACUCCACCAGACCCUCCCUCCCGGUUACCCCCCCUCUCUACAAGGCUCCAUGCCGCCUCACUACCAGUUUGCCAGGGACCCACAGUCUGGACAGCUAAUAGUCAUCCCCACUGAACACCUGUCACACUACGGAGGCGAGGUCCUUGAGCGCGGAGCCCCGAUGUGGUCGGGGGUUUACGGUGCAGGCAGCUCGCUGCAGCAUGCGGCCCAGCUCCAGCUCCUCUCGCAGCAGCAAAUGCUCCGGCAACAAGAGCUGCUCAUGAUCCAGCAGCACACCGCGCAGGUCCUGGAGCUGCAGAGGAAUGCACAGCUGGUCGAGCGUUUGAAGGCCAGCGAGCACCGGCCGGAGAUGGAAGACAAGGCGGACAAGCGGCACACUGAACCCAAACCUCGGCCCUCCUCCGUAUCUUCUCCGUCCCCCUCGCCCGUCCUGCACCCGCGCAAACUCCCCUUCCUCUCUCGCUCGCCGACCCCGUCUACUUCCUCUUUUGGCCCUCUACCUCUGUUUGCCUCACCGGUGACCGCCCUCAAGAGGGAGGACGACGGGCAGAGAGUGUCGUCUCACCCGCCUCCCCCCCGCUCAACCUCCCCGAUCGCGUGCUCGCCGCGGCGGCCAAAGCUGGAGGUGGGACGGAGGGAGCAGAGAGAGGGACAGAAGCCAGACUCGGCGCCCUUUCAAGGCAUCUACUCUGAUCUCCCUGCUGGUUACCCCUACCAGUCCAUCACUGCCCCAUUCAGCUCACCUUUCCCCCCUUUUCACAUCCCACCUCUCACAGCAGCGAACACAGAAAUUGUCCCCCCCCAUCGCUCCCCCGCCCCUUUGCCCUCGGCCCCCCUCCACUCCAGGCUGCUGGACACAGAUGUCAAGCUGCAGAAGCUCGAGUCGUCCAAGACGGGAUCAUUUCUUAAGCAUGAACCCGAUGUGGAACAGCCUCGGCUCGACGUGACGCCACAACCCGUCGGCCCUCUUCGCCGGAGCUGCAGCCCUGUGCUUCCCAGCCAGGACAGAGAGGAAGGCGGGGAAGCCCCGAAGCCCCAGUCCCAACCGCUGCCUCUGCUCGCCCCCAGCCCUCCACGCCUCCAAUGUGAGAGACGGGAGGAGAUCAGGGAGGAAGAGAAGGACACGGGGCAAAUCAAAAUGGAGGCGUCCUCUCACUCCUGUCAGGCGCCAUACCUGCUGCCUCCUCCACUGACAGAGGCUGAGCCUAAACCAGAGGUCAUCGACGGUCCAGAGCAAUAUUCCUUGUGCGUCGCCGCGGAUUCAGAACGCCAGGAGUUGUCUCAGCCGCGCCGGCCGCUGGGAGAGAUCCCCAGUGCCCCGGUGUGUGAGCACGAACGGCCAGCCACUCCGACCAGGCCGCACACUCCCAGCAACAAAGAAAGUGUCAAAGAAACUCUUGUAUAUCCUCCUCCGGCCGCCGAGCCGCUGGUCAUCGGGCCCGAGGAUCCCAUGGCAGGGUUGUUUGCCCUGCUGGCAGCUAGUGAGAUGGCUCAGGCCCGGCCCAACACCCCACCCAUCCUGACGCUCAUACCGCCAAUAGACAGCUCUCCCAUGGGGGCAGACUGCAGCAGCACGGGCGCUCUGGAGAUGGUGGCGCUGGAGGGCAUGGCUCUGCUUAGCCAAAUGGCCCAGCGAGAGAUGGAGCACAUUCGCCUGGAGCAGGAUAUUACGUUCGAGGGUCUGGACUGCCUGUUGAAGGCGAGCAGGGAGAUUUUGUUGGAGGCCAUCGAGAAACAGUCCCACAUUGACCUGCCCAGAACUCUGGACCCCAACAAGAAGUACAGCUGGAGGCAGAGGAAGGAAGAGCCGCUCUACAGUAAAAUGUCCGUGGACGUGUUGGACGCGGUGGAAGUGGAAUACCGCGUCCGCCUGGCCGAGCUGCAGAAGACGUAUAAGGAGAAGCAGAGAGAUUUGAGCAAGCUGCAGAGACGCAGAGACAAGCGUGAGCGGCAGGAGGAUGAGCGGCGGAGUUUGACCAGGCGGGGCAGAGGACGACCCAGGAAGAGGAAGCACUUGGCUACACCUCCCAAAUUAGACAGCAGGCCUGGAAAGGCGGGUAGGACGGUGCAAUACUCUGACGACUCUGAAGCUGGGGAUGGACAGAGGAAGAGGUUCCGGUUGUCCAGAGAGGAAGAGGAGGUGGGAAGUGGAGGAGUGAAGGUGAAAAAAAAGAAGAAGAAGAAGAAAAAUAAGAGCUGGAAUGACGCGGAGCCCUCCACCAGUCACGGUCUUGAGGUGAAGCGCGCUCACGUGUGUGAGCAGGAGCAGCUGGCGUCGGACCUCGACAGAGCGCUCUCGCUCUCUCAGCUCGGCCCGCUCGGCGCUCCGCGCAAACUUCAACUCCCCAACCUCAAGUUAGACAAGUCCAAAUGCAAGUCGGCGGAGAGUCGGGUGAAGGAGCGCGGGCUCCACCCGUCUGCCAAAGCAGGGAAACACAUGACGGCCCCCAAAGCCUCCGCUUCGGAGACAGGCCGCAAGGUGAAAAGUCAGAAGAACACGGCUCCGUUCUCUCCGGUGAGAUCAGAGCUCAGCAGCUGCUCCAACAACUCGGAUUCAGAGGAGCACAAUUCCGCUCGGGGGGGCUGGCCCCCUCUCUCAGGGAUGCGCUCUCAAGGCGACCCGACCAGGAAGAGGCGAUCGACGUCCCUGCUGCCUGACCAGAAGACUCAGAAGAAACACAAGCACUUAUCGCUGCUGCUGGAGGAAGCGGGCCUCAGCUCCUCUGACGACUCCUUUGACCAAGAAACGUCCGAGGAUGAAGACGACUACUCGGGCGAGUCUGACUCUGAUGGUGGCGGCUGUGAGGAGAGCGGCCUUGGUCUGCUGGCCAGGUUUGCGGCCAGUGCAAUUCCCGUCAGCUCCACCCCAUUGAGCAUUUUCCAUGACGGCAAACAACGCAGCAGGCAAAGUACUCUGGGGUCAUCAGAGUGUGAGUGGUCGGACUCUGGAUCGGACUUGCGACUGAGGAAGUUCCCCUCUCUGCUGCACGGCAAACGCUCCGCCCCGGAGCUGCCCCUGUUGCCCCCGGCAACCCGCCGCAUCGACCAGACCAGCCCCUUCAAGCGAGAUGACGGGCUGCUGGCCAAGCGCAAGCCUCUGCCCAAACCGCGGCCGACGCCGCGUUCCCCUCGGCCAUGUAGCUUCGACCUCGCCUGCGGGUUCGCCGGCUUCAGCGAGGACGAGGGCUGGACCCGGCGACGCAGCGAGAGGAUUUUCCUCCACGAUGCCGCCGCCACCACCUCGGCCAAUCAGUUGCCUGUGUCGACAUCCGCUUCCACCGGCCAUAGCUCCUCCUCCGGCUCAGCCCCACCUCUCCCCCCGAAGCCGGCCUCCAGACCCAAACCCUCGCCGCCCAGCAGAGAUGGGAAAGAUGUGGUGAAAAAAAAGAAGCCGAAGGACUCUCCUCUGCCUGUGAACUCGUCCACGCUGUGCAGUCCAAUCACAGACCUCCCUGCGCCUCUGAGCCUCAGCCCGGUACGCAAGAGCCCACCGAAAGCAAAGACAAAGGCCAGAGAGCCUUCCAGAGGAGCGGUUAGCCGGCUGAUGGAGAGCAUGGCGGCAGACGAAGACUUUGAGCCCAACCAGGACAGCAGCUUCAGCGAGGACGAACUGGUCCCACCACGCAGCAACAGCGUGUCGGAGAGCUCCUCCACGCUGGCUCCAGUGCAGUGUGUGUUGGAUAACGAUUCCCUGGUGGACGGACUCAGGGUUUUGAUCCCGAUGGACGACCAACUACUGUACGCUGGACAUGUGAACACUGUGCACUCCCCUGACAUUUACAGUGUGGUGGUGGAGGGGGAGAGAGGCAACCGACCACAUAUCUACUGCCUGGAACAACUGCUGCAGGAGGCUAUCAUCAACGUGAAGCCCCCGUCGGUGCGCUACCUCCCAGAGGGCACCCGCAUCGCAGCUUACUGGAGCCAGCAGUACCGCUGCCUUUAUCCCGGCACCGUUGUCAACGGAAGUUCAGAUAUUGACGAGAACGAUGAUCUCAUCACGGUGGAGUUUGACGAUGGAGACACAGGCCGCAUCCCCCUUUCCCACAUUAGACUGCUGCCGCCAGACUACAAGAUCCACUGCGCUGAGCCGUCCCCGGCGCUGCUCGUGGCCAGCUGUUCCAGGAGGAAAGUCCGCAAAUGCAGCAAAGAGGGCAAAGAAGCAGGAGCAAAGCCAGAGGAGAGCACCCCUAAGAUCAAAGGAAAACCUGGUCGCAAACCCAAACCCAAACCAGAGACCUUUUUGAACCCAGAAGGCCGUGAGAAAGCAGAUCCUCCAUCUUCCUCCGUCCAGGCCACAGAGAGACUCCUGGCUCCAUCCAAGCCCCCCCAGGACAGGACCUCCGCCGUCCAGAAGGCUGCCUCGGAGAAGCCCCGACCGGCCUCCCGGCCAUCAGUGGGAGCCCAGGAGAAACCGAGCCGCAAAAGCUCCAUCACGUCUCCCCCUAGUAACCCCACCCUUCCCAACCCGGUGGCCAGGAAGGCUGGCUCAGCCCAGCCUUCUGCUCCUAAACCGGCCCGCGCCCUCCCCCCCUCCCUCUACCCUUCCACCUAUGGAAAAGUCCUGACCGUGGAUCUGUAUAGCGAGCCCAACCUCAACUCCUACAACAGCCAGCGCAGAGAGAGAGAGAGUGGCACCACCCUCAGUCCCACCACCAACCGGCCCGUGUCCAGACCCGCUAUGGCACCGUCAUCCACUGCGACCAAGCCGAGCGCUUUGUCCGCAGCCAGAACCCCCUCUGCCUCGCCCAAAACCAAAUCGUCCUCCUCGGACCAUCACAGCGGCUCCAGACCCAGCCACGGCUCCGCACUCAUUCCCAGUCCCAUCUCCAGGCAGUCAGCAGGCAAACCGGGCUCUUCCCUGACUCCCAGACCUCCGUCUUCAUCAUCGUCAUCCGCUGCAAGGCCCAAACUGAAGAUGCCGUCCGACCAGCUGUCCUCCAGACCCGGCUCCGUCUCCAGGCCCAAACCCAACCCGGGGCCAAGUGACGCGGGCACGAGACGCAAGCCCCCGUCUGCAGAGCCCCUCGUGAAGCUCGACCACGAAGGUGUCACCUCGCCGAAGACCAAGAAGACAAAGGCUCUGAUGCUGCUAGAGGGUCGAGGCGUCAGAGGAGACCACACCCACAUCGCCACAGGCACAGCCAAUCAGGAGCGGCUAAAGGCUCGACCAAAGGCCCCGGAGAGGGAGCCUGGCCCGAAAGAGAAGGAGAAAGCCCCGGUGCUGACCAAGGAGAAGGCAGAGAGUCGUGGGAGUGCCGGCCAGGGACAGAAGAUGGACUCAAGAGAGGACAAAGGUAAAAAAGAGGAGAGGAAGCAGGUGGAGAAAAGAGAAGAGAGAAAGGUUAAAGAAUUAUCUCCGAGCAGCAGCAGCAGCUCGGAGUCAGAGGAAGAAGGGGGGAAAGGCAAGUUAAAGAAAAAGAAGAAAUGCACCUUGAGUUGCUCGUCGUCCUCUUCGUCCUGCUCCGGUUCCUCCUCCUCUUCUUCAUCAUCGUCCUCUUCUACGUCCUCUUCUUCCACGGACGACUCUUCCUGCAGCUCAGAUGAAGAGAGGACCCUUACGCCUCCACCAGGCCCCGCCCCCACGCCUCCAGGACAGGACAAACCGAAAGAAGAGGCAAAUGAAGAUGACGAGGAGGAAGAGGAGGAGGAGGAGGGCGAAGAGCUGAAGGAUGAAGUGGAGGUAAGAGUGGAGGAAGAAGAGUUGUCUCUGCCUUCACUCUCACGAUCUCCCUCGCCUUCAACCUCUCCAACUCCUUCUACGCCCACCAAACCUGCUAAACCGGCGACAGGGAAGGGCUCGGGGCAGAGGGGGCGUCCUCCCAAACCGAGGCCCAGCGGCGGAGACGGGAAGGUGGGGAGACCAAAGCGGAGGGAGGGCGUCCACCUCCCCACAACCAAGGAGCUGGCUAAACGGCAGAGGCUUCCCAGUGUGGAGAAUAGGCCCAAAAUCUCUGCUUUCCUUCCAGCCAGACAGCUGUGGAAGUGGUUUGGAAAACCCACUCAGAGACGCGGUAUGAAGGGCAAGGCCAAGAAGCUCUUCUAUAAGGCCAUCGUGCGCGGGCGGGAGAUGAUCCGCAUCGGGGACUGCGCCGUGUUCCUGUCCGCCGGGCGGCCCAACCUGCCCUUCAUCGGCCGCAUCCAGAGCAUGUGGGAGUCCUGGGGCAGCAACAUGGUGGUGAGGGUCAACUGGUUCUAUCACCCAGAGGAAACGAACCCCGGCAAGAAACUCACCGACAAGAAGAACUGGGAUCAGAUGUGUGGUCAAUCUCUGCCUACCGCUCUGCACUCGUCCAUCCAGAGGAAAGACUUCAUGGAGCGCGCCCUCUACCAGUCGUCUCACAGCGACGAGAAUGACGUGCAGACGGUCAGCCACAAGUGCCUGGUGGUGAGCGUGGAGGAGUACGAGCAGAUGACCCACACGCGGCGCUACGCCGACAGCGAGGACCUUUACUACCUGGCCGGCACCUACGAACCCACCACCGGCAUGAUCUUCAACACCGACGGGGUCCCGGUUAUCUGCUGAGCGGACUCCCUGCCGGCCGACGAAAACCAAAUCAGAGCCCUCCAGCUUCGGACCUGACGAGGGGUUGAGCUGAGAGCCCGGGUUCGUGAUGGACCAUUUAAAAUACUCCGUGACCCACUUCAGACAGGCUAGCGACAGUAUUACAGGGGCGGAAUCUCCUGAAACCUUUGCACACUUGGACUCCGUCGACACCGUUUUGCUUGUCGUGUUGUCGGGAAAACCCGAGAGGGCAAACAAGCGCUUCGGUGCCCUUUUACAUGUAAAUAUACUCUGCGUAAACACAGUCACACACGUACACGGACACGUGUAAAUACUCACCUCAGUGUAACACACACACGGUUAUAUAGAGGAAAAGAACAUGAGUGUUUUCAUUUAAUUGAUGUAUGUCAGAGUACUGUUUCCUAAAGAGCUAAACAGUGGAGGAGCUUUAAUGAACUGUGAAGGGUGGUGAGGAGACAAGCCUGUGACCCCCCCCCCCCCCCCCCCCCCAGGGCCACCUCCUUGGACAGACACAGGCGCCAGUGAUGUGACGUUGUGAUUAGGAUGUUGCCGUGGUGAUGUUACAGUCAUACAAAUGUAUCUACCGAACAGCAGGAGCAACAGACAGAGAGAGAGAGAGAGAGAGACACACACAGAGAGAGACGAGGUUCGAGACCCAACAGAAAGCACUUAACACUUAGCGUCUACCCUCGUUUAACCGAACGCCUGCUCUUCCCCUCGACAAUCCUCCAUCGGGCAGGCGAGCCGUCCGUGUACUACUAAGACUUCUGCCUCCCUCAGAGACUCAGGCUCAAAGAGAGAGGGGAAAGGAAUCUUCUGCUAUUAAAAGCAAUUCCCAUUUUCAUCUUUAGUGUCUGUGCUUCAAGGUAAAAUCCACCCUGAGAACAUUUAAACACUACAAAGCCAGCUGCUGUUGAUGCGUCAUGUAUUUGGCCCAUGUUUGCUCCGAGGCUGGACAAGAUCAGCAGGGGAGAAAGAUCCAAGAGGAGCUAGAAGGGGCGAAGAAAAGUAAACUUUAACACUCGAUCACAGAGCGACUCAGAAGGCACUGAACAAGCCGACGUAUUGACACUGUAGGAGUCCCACAGGGUGGAUUUGUCCUUUUUUAAUUUUUUAAUUUGAGGUGUUUUCGUGGUUGUAAACAGUGCAUUCAGUCCAAGAUGCAUCAAGGUCACUGCUGUUUUCCAGCAUGAAGCUGCCAGCGCUGAUUACAUCACCCGCAUAAUUCAAUUUGAGCAGUUAUCUGCACAGUCUGGCUUCAUUCAUUUCUUUUGACUGCAGUGUUUUCAACCUCCAAAUGUCCUCCGGCUUUAUUUUUCUUUUGCUUCUGCUGUUUCAUGGACAUCAAUCUUACUGUUUACCCGUUUGAUCGCACCUCUACCCGCACAAAGCAAUCAUCUUUGACAUGAGUGCACUUUGAAUGAGCUCCGCUGCAGAGGAGACUUUGACUGGGAGUCCUCCCCCCCCAACUUCCACGUGCCUAGUUUAACCGUAUUUUAGGGGGAAGACUUGAAUGUUGUGCUCAGGGUUGUGAGCUUUUGGGCGGCCUUCCUCUCCCAGGCCUUAUGAUGAUUCGCCAAAACGUUGCUUAUGUCCCGCCCCCUACUGCUCCCAAUCAAAUCAAAUUGGUGUUUCCCCCAGAAUUAUCUGUUCUGUGCGAUAUACAAUUGAAAUUUUAACCGACUUUGUUACACUAUUGUGUAUGGAGUUGAUAUCAGAUUUAUGCGCAGUAUAUAGAAUGCCGUAUAUAUUUAUAUACAUAUAGUAUAUCUGUGGUCAUGUUGAUUCUCUUGUGUUUUUUUACCACGUUGCCCUCUCUCAGCUUUGCUGCAGAGAUUGAAGAUUGUCUUGUUGAUAUUCAAUAGGUUUAAUAUUUUCUACUUUGUUAUCGGUUACAUCAUAUAUUUUCUUGGAGAUGUUAAUGUUGUUCGUGUCACGUACUUUCGCUCAAUGACAAAAGAAGUCUGCCAGUAAUAGUAGAACUUUAGUACAGGAGAAGCAACAAGUGUUUGAUAAAUGUGCUGCUAGUAUUGAAAGUGGUGUAACAAGGUACGGAGUGACUAUAAGUUCUGUUUUCUGAAAUGACCCCAUUGAUUGAUACCAGAAUAUCUAAUCUGCUUAAGCCCCACCUGCUCAUCAAGCCUGCUGCUGUUAUGCCCGCACCCUUCAGGCCGACUCGCUGCAGACAAAAAGGUUUGAGUGAUCCCAUCUAUGGGAGCGUGAUGCAGUUUGCACCGGUUUGCAGAGUUGCAAAAGUUCUCAUGCCGAGCCCGUUAUGAAUGUUUGUUUACCCCUGGAGCUGCUAAAGCACCUUUUCUCUGAGUGAGUGAGACUUCUACCCUCUGGUAUUUGCGCACACCUGUAACCCUUUUAGGUGUGUGUGUGUUAUUGCCUUCCGAUCUCUUUUUGCCCCGUAUCUCCAUCUAAAGCCCAACCGUAUGCCUUCAGACAGGGUACACACACACACACACACACACACACACUGACUGUUUUGCCUUCAUUUUUAUUUGGGGUCAUAAGUUUAACAGCCUGAGUUUGCAUAUGUUCUUUUUCCUCACUCUCUGUUUUGCUUUGGCUUCUCUUUGAAAUGUUUGUUUUUGCUGUGAUUUUUUUGGCAUGUUUCCUUCAUUUGUUUUCCCCUUGCUUUCCUUCUCUGAACAAUUGUCCAAGUCAGUGCCUGUUCAGUUGUAGUGCUGACAGGCCCUGGGAGCCAGCUGCUAGAGAGAAAGAGAGAGAGAGAGAGAGAGAGAGAGAGAGAGAGAGAGAGAGAGGUGGACUGGAGGCUGGUUCUUCGUCUGCUGUUCCUUCAGUAUCAUUAUUGUCCCGUUACAGGAAAAAAAAAAGAUUAUUUUGAAAAGAAAAAGAAAAAUUAUCUAUGUUUUGUAAAUGAUCCUUCACAGCCUAGUGGAGAAAAAUCUAUCAGAAUAUACUUUGUACACAUGUUUAAUCUUGUAAAAAUGCAAAAAGAACAUUUGAGAGAUAAAUCUGUAACCAGAUGUUUUCUGUCACCUUAUACCUACUGUGUAUGUUUUUUUUUCUUUUUUUACAGACUGCAACCAUGUCUAUCAGUGUUUCUUUUAAAAAUUGUUUCAGUGACUCAAUAUUUUAUAGUUGAUCAAUAAACAGAUGGAACUGUA
Molecule: messenger RNA, 14011 nt
Organism: Pungitius pungitius (ninespine stickleback)
Lineage: Eukaryota; Metazoa; Chordata; Actinopteri; Perciformes; Gasterosteidae
Gene: tnrc18
Product: trinucleotide repeat containing 18
Exons: 30
Coding region: 1716-10874 (3052 amino acids)
Molecular function (GO): chromatin binding
Source: RefSeq, a predicted model, not a curated record